AUACUCAUCUUCUAAUUAAAAGUUUAAAUAUGAUACUUUUAUUUUUACACUAAAAAAUCCUUAUUUUAUAUAUAUUAUCUAUCUAUGAGCAAUUAAAUUAGCCUAAAUAACAAUGCUUGAGACUUCACUAAGCCAUGUAGGGCCCAAAAGCUCCUGAAGGGUUCACUAGCUGACAAAAUUCUAUUAACUUUGAACCAACCAAAACACAUGGGUCACACAUAAUAUAUAUAUCUAUAGUUGCACUACUUCCAUAUCUAAUGAACCUUUUAUAUCCAUUAUAUUACACCAGAGGCCUUUCUUCAUGGUCCUCAAUUGAUUGGAUGGCUGUGAUGCAUCCCCAGCUUUUUCUAUCCUGAUCGGAUGGCUAGGAUAAUUGUAUUCUUAGUCCAAAUCUGGUGAGGCCAAUUUGGACUUAGACGAUCGACAAAUAGUCAAAUAGACUAAAGGCAGGGGAUAUAUUAGUCAUUGCAUUUGAGCCAUUCUCUACAUAAAUUGAGAGAGGAGGGAGAGGCCAACCCCUCCACUAGAAAUCAAAUCAGUUAAGUAAAGUCGUUGAAGCUUCUCUUCAUUUGAGUUAGCUCAGAUGCCAAAGUUGCUGAGAUACAGAGGAGUGAGGCAGAGGCAUUGGGGCUCUUGGGUCUCAGAAAUCAGGCAUCCUUUGCUAAAAACUAGAAUUUGGCUGGGGACCUUCGAGACGGCGGAGGAUGCGGCGAGGGCCUACGAUGAGGCGGCCAGGCUCAUGUGCGGUUCAAAUGCGAGGACAAACUUCCCGCCAAAUUCGAACUCGGCAUCGGCCUUAUCGCCGAGCCUUGUUGCGAAGCUGGAGAGAUGCUGCAUUACAUCUCAAGAGGAGAUGAGGAGAGCUAAGGUGGAGAUGGAAGGGGAGGGAGAAGUAUGCAUGGAUGAGGAGUUCAUUGAGGAGAUGAUAGAAGAGCUCAGAUACAAUGGGUCUGUUGAGAUAUCAUCAUCCUCCUGCUCUUCUUCAUCUGCUUCUCUUUUUCCAAAUCCAUAGUGUAAGUUAGGAAUUUGGCUUUCUGGCUCUAUUUUAAGCAGGUUGUAUAGUUUGAGAAUUGUUUAAUUGAGUUGCUUUUGGUGGAUGAAUUACUGAGUGCUGGAAAGAAAAUUUUUCACUACAGAUAUUUGAGUUCAGAUUACAUACAAGGUUUUGUUGCUUUUAUAUUUGGUACAAAUUGAUGUUUCUUUAUAUCUGUAUCAGUGUGUUUCUGUCGUAUUUGUGCAGAAAUCUUGCAGCCAUGUCAAUACGAGCAUCAAUGGUUGUGAAUUUGUUGGUGAAAUUGGAAUUAUAUGCUCCUUGUUUUCUUCUGAAAUGGGUGAUUUCAGUACAUAAUUGUUUAUAUGGAUAUAUUCUUGAUAAACUUUGCUAAUGAAAGUUUUAUAAUUUGGUAAGCUGAUGUUUUUAAAAGUGGAAGAUAAGAUUAGAGA
This is a messenger RNA of Dendrobium catenatum, 1443 nucleotides long. RefSeq names its product ethylene-responsive transcription factor ERF003. The transcript is spliced from 2 exons. Gene Ontology annotation, biological process: regulation of DNA-templated transcription. The record is from RefSeq and is a predicted model, not a curated record. Gene Ontology annotation, molecular function: DNA-binding transcription factor activity; DNA binding. NCBI's taxonomy places the organism in Eukaryota, Viridiplantae, Streptophyta, Magnoliopsida, Asparagales, Orchidaceae. The coding region runs from base 584 to 1012 and encodes 142 amino acids.